Zerene cesonia (dogface butterfly) is the source of this 2074-nucleotide messenger RNA. RefSeq names its product ATP-dependent RNA helicase me31b (gene me31B). Gene Ontology annotation, molecular function: ATP binding; mRNA binding; RNA helicase activity. The record is from RefSeq and is a predicted model, not a curated record. Lineage: Eukaryota; Metazoa; Arthropoda; Insecta; Lepidoptera; Pieridae. The transcript has 7 exons. Gene Ontology annotation, cellular component: P-body; cytoplasmic stress granule. Gene Ontology annotation, biological process: P-body assembly; cytoplasmic stress granule assembly. Bases 1 to 1329 code for a protein of 442 amino acids.
AUGAUGACCGAAAAUAGAAUUAGUUCAAGUAAUCACGUCGGAAACAGUUUAAAUAAUCAGAAAGGAGAUGUCGAUAAAACGGUUGACGACAUUGGAUGGAAAUCAAAAUUAAAACUACCCCCUAAAGAUAGAAGAAUAAAAACUAGUGAUGUAACAGACACAAGAGGAAAUGAGUUUGAAGAGUUUUGCCUUAAGAGAGAAAUCCUUAUGGGUAUUUUCGAAAAGGGAUGGGAAAAGCCAUCCCCCAUUCAAGAGGCUUCAAUACCCAUUGCUCUCAGUGGUAAAGAUGUACUCGCAAGGGCCAAAAAUGGAACCGGCAAAACAGGCGCAUAUUGUAUUCCAGUCUUAGAACAGGUUGAUCCAAAAAAAGAUUGUAUUCAAGCUUUAAUUGUGGUACCAACUCGAGAGCUAGCCUUACAGACAUCACAAAUCUGCAUUGAACUAGCAAAACACACAGAUAUACGUGUAAUGGUCACUACAGGAGGCACAAACCUCAGGGAUGAUAUUAUGCGUAUAUAUCAAAAUGUUCAAGUAAUAAUUGCCACACCUGGGCGAAUGAUUGAUCUCAUGGAUAAACAAGUAGCCAAAAUGGACCAGUGCCGGAUGUUGGUAUUAGAUGAGGCAGACAAACUUCUUUCUCAAGACUUUAAAGGCAUGUUAGAUAUGGUUAUCUCAAGAUUACCAAAAGAACGCCAAAUCUUGCUAUUCUCUGCAACCUUUCCAUUAAGUGUGAAGCAGUUUAUGGAGAAGCAUCUCCGAGAACCAUAUGAGAUUAACCUUAUGGAAGAGUUGACACUAAAGGGAGUUACACAGUACUAUGCUUUCGUACAAGAGAGACAAAAAGUGCACUGUUUAAAUACCCUCUUUUCAAAGUUGCAAAUAAAUCAAUCUAUUAUAUUCUGCAAUUCCACCCAACGUGUAGAAUUACUUGCAAAGAAAAUCACAGAGCUGGGUUACUGUUGCUAUUACAUCCACGCGCGCAUGGCGCAAGCUCACCGCAAUCGUGUGUUUCACGACUUCCGCGCGGGGCUGUGUCGCAACUUGGUGUGCUCGGACCUCUUUACGAGAGGCAUCGACGUGCAGGCGGUGAACGUGGUCAUAAACUUUGAUUUCCCACGGAUGGCGGAGACGUACCUGCACCGCAUCGGUCGCUCGGGCCGGUUCGGGCACCUGGGUAUCGCCAUCAAUCUAAUAACAUACGAGGACCGCUUCGCCCUGCACCGCAUCGAGCAGGAGCUGGGCACGGAGAUCAAGCCGAUCCCGAAAGUCAUCGACCCGGCGCUGUACGUGGCGCGCUCGGUCGAGGAGGACGACGGCGCGGACAAGUAACGCUCUGCCGCCCGUCGCCCGUCCCGCCGCUAAACCUGGACUUACCUACUGGUGUAUGGAUUAGUUUAAACUGCAAAAACAAAAACUUAUUUGUAAAAAGUGUAAUGAAUUUUAUUGUAACAAAAUGUGCGUGUAUAUAGUUUAUCGUGGAUUAAGACUUGAACCUGCUAGAGGGUUACUUUUUUAAAGUGUAUAUAAACAAACAUCAGGACUUGUGAAAGGCACCCAGACGCUCUUUGUCCAUAUUGGAUUCUGUGCGUGGUUUCCUAUGAUUGUUAAAAAGUAAAAUAUUUAUCUGAACACUAUUUGAGUGAAAGUCUAUCUAGAUUUGUAUGUGGAUUUUGAAGAAAUUGUGGUAGACUUUCAACAUUAAAAAUUUAGUCCUACCCAUAUAUUACACAUAUUUGAGCUAGCACUGGUUUGAUUUUAUGUUGUUAAAAUAUUAAAAGUAACUUUCCGAUGUAUGGGUAGAUUUUAGUCUAGCUCAAAUGUACAAUUUUAAAAAUAUGUAUAGAUUUCUGAAAACAGUGUCAAAUGCGUUGUUGUUGACCGCUUGAAACAACGUCUAUUAUAUCAAGUCGUUACUUUAUUCAAAACCAGGUUAAAACAGAGUAUUGAAAAGAAAUUAUCAAUUUUAUUUAUAAGCUGGUGUAAACAUUUUGUGUUGUCUUAACCUGGUACUGCUAUUUUGUGCUUCCUUUCCAUUGUUAAUAUUAUUAUUUAAAAGCGGAUAAAGUCACAGCUU